Molecule: messenger RNA, 4612 nt
Organism: Mizuhopecten yessoensis (Yesso scallop)
Lineage: Eukaryota; Metazoa; Mollusca; Bivalvia; Pectinida; Pectinidae
Product: rhomboid-related protein 2-like
Exons: 11
Coding region: 332-1501 (389 amino acids)
Cellular component (GO): membrane
Molecular function (GO): serine-type endopeptidase activity; calcium ion binding
Source: RefSeq, a predicted model, not a curated record
ACCACGGACUUAAGAUGGCGAAUAUAAUUCCGUUGUUUUACUUUUUAUAUGUUACAAGUUGUCUAAUUUGUUUCCUGCUAUAAUUUAUAAACAUCGUUAUAAAUGAAGACGGACAAACGAUCGAUAUACUCCGACGCGCCGUUAUGUAUCAAGGUUGUGCCAGAUCACGUGUGCGUUGUACGCGUCCUUGGUUCUGGUUGAUUUCCCCGGGGUUUUCCCGCGGCGAACUACACACAGGUAACACUGAUUCCAGUUUGAUUGGAGUCGACAGCGUGUUGACAACCCGCGUACAGACCAGACAUUGCCUGUGUAGGUCGGAUUUACUGUGAGAAUGCCAAUACGAGGGGGGAGGCGAGGUCGGCGGGUGAUGGACGAGGAAGAGCCCCUCCCUGAGGAGGUGGAGAUGGAGGAAAACUUGAGGAGGGAGCUACAAAACAAAUUCAAGCCCAUGUUUGAUGAGCAUGGACGUGAAGGAUUGCCCCUCAAAAACCUUCGGGAUGAGUUGAUAGACGAGGGCAUCACAGAGCAUAUUCCUGAUGAUAGAGUCCGGGAACUGCUGGUGAGGGCAGAUGGAGACGGUGACGCCCACAUCACAUACAAGGAGUUCAUGGAAAUGAUGACCCGUGACUUGACCAAAGCAGAGAGAUCUGCAUUUAGAAGCGUUCUUAGGGAUGCCAUCGCAGAUAUCUUGCCUAAACACAUGCGGGAGGAUUUCAUAGCCAACUACACCUGUUGUCCACCUCCAAUCUUCAUGAUCACCAUCAGUUUAGUGGAGAUCAUUAUAUUUGUGGUGUAUGCCAUGGAGCUAAAAGACACCAGUAAUCCAGUAACGGCUAACUCAGGUGUUCCUACGUACAGCCCACUGAUCUACCUGCCUAAGAGGAGAUACGAGGCAUGGCGAUUCAUUACAUACAUGUUCAUACACCAAGGGUACCUCCACAUCGUCUCCAACCUCGUUUUCCAACUUCUGCUCGGUCUGCCUCUGGAAAUGGUCAACAAGUUCUGGAGGAUUCUUGUCAUUUAUGUUCUGGGUGUCAUAGCUGGAUCCCUAGCCCACUCUGUGACGGAUCACGAUGUUGCGUUGGCGGGAGCUAGUGGAGGCUGCUAUGCUCUGAUUGGUGCUCACAUAGCUUCUGUGAUUGUGAACUGGAAGGAGAUGAACUAUAAGUGUUUUGAGGGCAGUAUCUGCCGGUUCCUCCUCAGUGCCCCGGUCAGACUGACGUUGCUCCUCACAUUCUCCAUCCUAGAUACAGGCAAUGCAGUGUAUAGAAGGUUUUUUGAUGCCAAUGCUACAACGAAGAUUGGAAUUUCGGCACAUAUCGGGGGACUGUUGGCAGGUCUUCUUCUGGGAAUCCCAAUCCUGCGAAACAUCAAAGAAUUGCCGUGGGAGAAGACCUUAGGCUGGGUUACCUUAGCUAUAUACCUGUUGUUUGUGUCUUUCGCCAUGUUUUUCAAUGGUUUGUACCCUGGCUACCCCGAUACAGACUGGACACCGCUGUAGUGAAGGAGCUGUAGGACUGGUGUAUGGAGUCUAUAGCUUUAGGUAUAACAGUCCUGGUAAAACUGCAUUCAGUUUGACAUUCUCUCUCAUCAAAAUACCAGAAAUGAUACAUUUCCAAUGAAAAUUAUAUAUCUUAUUGAGAUAUUUCUGUUUAGUACUGAAUGAAAUGAAUGAAAUACUCGCACUGUAUGUUAACUUACUACUCCGAUAUGUUUUGAUGUUAAAUCAUAGUUGGUGCACUACACCAUUGUCUGAGACUUUGCUUACCACCUAAGCAAUCCUCAUAAAGGGCUGUAUGCAGAAUGAUGUCAAGCUAUAUAUGUCUUACUUAUAGACUGUACUCAUUUCUUAUAGAGGGUGAUUUGGGUUUUAUUGGAAUUUUUAGGAACCGACAGUGUGCAAUACAUCUUGUGCUUGAACAGCACUGGAUAUAGUUCUGUGACAAUUUUUGGCUUGAGGGAGAGGGGGUCUUGUCUGUGAAUAAAAAGAAGCUGGGGGUGGCUGGGGAGGAGACCUGUGACCUAUUGGGGGAGGGCUGUGAUUUAUUAGGGAGGAGUCUUGUGACCUAUUGGGGGAGGGCUGUGAUUUAUUAGGGAGUAGUCUUGUUACCUAUUUUGUUAGAUGUCUGUCACAUACUGGAGAGGAGUCUGUAGCCUAUGAUGGGAGGGGUCCGACCUAUUAGGGGUCUUGUAAACUGUUGGGGGAAAGUCCAGUCUUUUCAGUAGGAAGUUUGUAAUUCUGUCACCUGAAAGCCAGAUUGAUCCAAUUAUGAGUGUCUCAGUAGGUGUUUACAUUUGAAAUGCUCAGACAGCAUACUUAAUGUUACUGUAACUUUAUUCUAAGGUGUGGAGCAGAUGACAGAAAGUGCUAGUUGUAAUAUAGAUUUGUGUACUAUGUUACUGAUACUUUGUUAUCUAAUAGUUGUAUCGAGGGACACUCUAAUAUUAACAAGUGUUGGAUCAUUCUCUCCAACUGCCUCAGGUUCACUAAUUUGUAUACCGUGAACUCACUCUGUGAUUAUGUUUUUUUUUUACUAGAUUUAACCCUUCUUUUAAAAUGGUGACGCCCAUAUAAAUAUAGUGAUAUUUUUCUGAGAAUUUGAAAUCUAGUUCUAACUACUGACUUAUAUCUGAAACAGCUAAUUUAGACAUUGAUGUGGUAUGUGUAAUUUUCAUAUGUACAAUACAUACAAAAAAAAUAAUGUAAUAGCAAUUGCUUGUCAAAAUUUAUGGUUAUCUAUUAUUGAAAUGAAAUUUUGAUGAGUGCUCCAUGCAUUCACUAAACUUGUCCAUUAUAAAUGUAUCGAGUGACACUUGGCUGAAGACUAGUGGAUGCUUGCUCAAAUCAUUACAAUCACUGAAGAAGCCAUUAAACACUGUUUUGUACAUGGUGGAAUCUUUACUGAAAUGUCCCCAUUCAGCACUGGUACUGAUACCAGUGUAGAAGGGACUGAGUGAGCUGAGUGGAGAACAGCUUAGAGCAUGGUUAGGCUGUAUACAGUAUAUAUACAUAUCAAACACAUACUUCAUUAGCUAGCUUAGCAUUAUUGUAGCUUAAUAAAGCAACGCUCCUGUAGUGUUCAAUGUUUCUCUGUCACUAACUCGUCUCACAUACCACAGUCGACCAUUCAUCAUUCUUGAUGUUUGUUCAUCUUGCCAGUUAUUUAUACAUUCAGGAUGUAAAUUUGGUAUUGUUUUAAAACCACGUGCCAGAAUAUCAAAAAGGAUUAGGAUCUUCAAUCAAGGCCAUUGGGAGAUCAUCAACUUGUCUUGGUGCUCUGAUUUAAUCAUCACAUCACAUUGAAUAUCUGUAUGAAUUUUGUUUAAUUGAAUUGAAUGUAUCAGUUAGUGGAUGUAUUUGAUCAGAUAUGUAGUUUGUAUAAAUUGUAUAUAUACCAGUGCAUAGUUGUAUAUAGUUUUAAAAUUACCUUUCUUACAAAUUGUCUCGCUAUUUAAAAAAAAAAUAUAUAUAAUGUAUGACAUGUUAUAAUGCUAUAUUUGUAUUUUCUGCUGCAGUCUAAGUCACAUGUUUACCCAGCCUCAGUACCCGUACCUUUAUGUCAAAGAUGGGAUUUAUUUCUGGUAAUGGUAUAUAAAUAUAUUUAUAUUAUUUUCUCCAAAUAAACCACCUCUUACACUCGUACUCGCAACUAGAUAUCAUUGGGAUGGUCAUACGAUGUCCACGUUGCCCUUCUGUGUUUGAUUGUCUUUGUUAUAUUGGAAAAUAUCAGGCGAACCGUUGAUCAUGAAUCAAGUGGAUUAUAUCGUUAUGUUAAUUGUCAAAUAGAUUUGUAAUAUGAUAUCAAACGUUAGGAUAAUAAAAACGGUUUAAAAUAUGUAAUGUGCGGAUAAAUUUUAUGAGAUAAUUUCUACCUAAUCACACUUUGGGAUAGUCACCCAUGAUUGCUGUUGUGUAUGAAGUAUACAAUCCUAGAAAAAUCAUCUGUUGAUUGAACCCCAGAAUAUGAAACAUUUUUAGAUUUAGUUCAAAUAUUCAGAAUUGAUAGAAUAAAACGUCUAAUUUAGCGAAAAAAAUGUAUAUUUGUAUGAUGUGGGUGAACAUUUAUAAAUUACACAUCAUGAAACCGAAAAACAAAACUGAAUUUUGAACUUGACUGUAAAGUAUUGCAUGAGCUUGGGGGCCUUAUGUCCGUCACAUGUUCUUAAAAUAUUGAUCAAUUUUUAGUAGAUUUAUUUACGUUUUUCAUGUUUUAUGCAAUUGAUAUUUCUAUAUGUGUGAAAAUCUCAUUAAAUGAGACUUUGCCCUCUUGUGGAGCUUGUAAAAUAUUAUACAUAAGGAUAUGGUAUUCUUUUACUGUUGUGGAACUUUUAGAAUAAUGUUGAUAGGAUGGAUGUGAUGUAACUUUUUAACAGUUAUAAAAUUGAUAAGGACAUUGUGUUAUUUUUACUGUUCUAGAGCCUGUAAAAUGAUAUGGCUAUGUUAGAUUUGUUUAAUUGUUAUGGGGUAAUUUGGUGUAACUAACCUACUGUUGUAUCAUGCUAUAUUGUAAUUAAGAGAAUGUUUUAAGGUUUGUUUUUCACUGCAAUAUCUUCCAUCACGUUACAAUAUAUUUUUACAAGUCUUUUUUAUAAUAAAUGCUUCAAUCACGUA